AUGGGUCUCGACAUAGAUGGCGAUUUUAUUACCGCUGCGGCUCCGUUACUGAGCGCAAUGGCCGGAUUUCAAAAGCCAAAAUUACAUGACAUCGAAGGUCGUAGAAAGAUGCUCUCUAAUGCAAGUAUGUCGUCGAAUCAAAAGGAAAUUGAAGGUGUGAAGUUGGAAAAGCAUUCUAUUUCAGCCUCGGAUGGUCAUCAGCUUUGGAUAUACCAUUAUAAGAGAGAAGACACUAUGAACCAACUUUCUCCUCAACCAGCAAUCGUCCAUCUCCACGGAGGCGGCCUCAUCGCAUUGAGUGCAGCUGAUUUGGUCCCUACAAUGUCCGAAUAUGUCCUCGCCACUGGGGUACAAGUGUUCUCUAUCGACUACCGGCUUGCGCCAGAACACCCGUAUCCGACUCCUCUAGAAGAUUGUUGGUCUGGCUUGAAAUGGGUUUUCUCAAAGGCAUCCGACUUUCGCCUCGACAAUACCUCCAUCGCCGUCAUGGGUGAAAGUGCUGGUGGAAAUCUUGCAGCUGCACUUGCGCUGUUAGCUCGUGAUCGAGAAUUAUCUCCACCAAUAGCAAAGCAGAUCUUAAUUUACCCUAUGCUCGAUGACCGAAAUUCGUCCAAAGCUAUCGGGCCAGUAUGUAUGUGGGAUGAAGUCGACAACGUCACGGGCUGGACAGCAUAUCUAGGUCACGAACCUGGGCGGCUAGGAGUGCCAAUGUUUGCAGCACCUGCUCGUGUGGAGAGUGUUGAAGGUUUACCCCCCCUAUAUCUAGAUGUCGGUCAGCUCGAUCUGUACAUGCUUGAGAAUCUCGAAUACGCUGGAAGAUUUGUCUACGCUGGUAUCGAAACUGAGCUGCAUAUCUAUCCAGGUUUACCACACGCAUUUGAAGCGCUUGCGCCUAGUCACUACAUAACAAAAAUGGCAAAGGAGAACAGGUAUAGGGCCAUUCGCCAACUCAAACGCGAUUCCAUGUGA
Molecule: messenger RNA, 969 nt
Organism: Bipolaris maydis ATCC 48331
Lineage: Eukaryota; Fungi; Ascomycota; Dothideomycetes; Pleosporales; Pleosporaceae
Product: Alpha/Beta hydrolase protein
Molecular function (GO): lipase activity
Source: RefSeq, a predicted model, not a curated record